CCUUCCGGUCGUCGAAAAAGAGGAAGUUUGAAACGGUUGGGUUUUAGUUUAGUUUAGUUUUUACUGGAUUGUCGUUGCACCCCGUACAACGAAAUGAAAUGCCAUCUUCGGCGGACGUUACGACUGUGAAAAUAAAACCCAAACACGCCUCCUUCCAACCUUCUAUACCCUGCAUUGAAAACCCCUGACGUUGCAUUCAUUAAUUGCAAAUUAAGAUGUGCCGUUUCUCGGCGGGGCUGAGCGCGUGGCCUCUAAGGUCUCUGGAGGCAGUGAGGCAGCCUUUCCCUUCGCCCUAGAAAACAGAUGUUGCAACUCCUGGAUCUGAGCGACGUUGUCCCCUCGGUUGCUUCCAGUUUGAUCUCCUUCCGUGCUGAGCCAGUCAUUUCUCCGGGAACCAUAAAGGCAGUGGGAUCCGUUAAGAGGAAAGUGGCCGAUGACGCAUCUCCAGCCUCCGGCGCCAUGCCCGACGUCCUCUUCCCAAGCGAGAGUAAGCGGCUUUGCCUUGAUGACGUCACGCUUUCCAUGGGUCCUGGGACCAAUUCUGUUUCGUGCCCCGAUAUGCAAAGUUCUCCCUUUUCCACCAAUCACGGGACUUCCUCCAUGCCCGGACAUGGGAUGCUCCUUGAAAAUAACCACUUGAAUGGGAGCAGGAUUGGAUCUCCAUUUUCCGUCCCACCGAACACGGACGUUGGACAGAAAGGGCCCCUCGGGGGCCAUUACGGCGAAAAAGGGAGCAACAUUCACGCGGUGGACCAGGAACUUCAAGAUUUGUUGGAAGAGUUGACCAAGAUGCCGGACCCUUCUCCCAACGAAUUGGACCUUGAGAAGAUCUUAGGGAGCAAACCUGACGAGCCCAUGGGGAACCUGGCCCACCCACCCACCGCCAUGAACAGCUCUUCCAAAUCUUCUCCGCAGGGCACCCCCUUGGACAACCACCUGCCCAACAAAGAUUUUUCUCCUGGAUGCAACCCAAGUGGUGAGUCCCCGCAGAUGACGCCUUCUUCUGGAGCCAGCUACUCGGUUCCGUCUCAGAACAAGGCUGUCGCUUCGCCCAUUUCUUCAACCGCGCCCAACAAGGGCCAAAGCCAGGCCAUCCAUAUGCCCGGGACAAAUUGGCACGCCCAACAGUUGAAGCACUUAGCCAGCAAGCAAACCCCAACUUCCAAACCGCCAAACUGGCCCACCAUCUCAUCUCAAGGCCUUUCCCCUCCUUACCGCCAAGGCUCUUCUCCCCACCACCAGCCCUUCAGUCCUCAAAACGUCAUGAUCUCCAGCAUGGCUCCCAACGGCCUUCCAGGAAGCAACAUUCAGAGCCCACAAAACCCCCUGCUCUCCAGCAUCACGUCCAACAGUAACCCGCCCGGAGGUCUGUCUCCACCUUUUGGGCCAGAGAAGCUCUCCAGUCCGGUCCUCAAUCAGCAAUCCUUCAGCCCGCCCAACUCCAUCAUGCCCAACAUUUCAGCCAACAGCAUUAAAAGUUCUCCCAAUGCUGGACCUUCGCCGUACAGGCCGGAAAAGCUUUCUAGCCCGGCUUUGCACCAACAACCUUUCAGCCCUCAAAGCACCUUGAUCGCCAACCCAACGCCGACCAGCAACCCGACCAACAUGCCAAGUUCCCUCUACAAACCCAUGUCGUCCAUCCAGUCCAAGAACAUGAACGUCAUCAUGACGCAGUCUUCCAACAGUAUCCAACCGGGGUUGGGGAGCGAAGGUCCUGUUGCCCAAGACCAGUUCUCUUUCAGCAAUACCAAGCCCCUUUCCCAUUUCAGUUCAGAGACCGCCCCUGCCCAGAAGAUGUCGCCGAUGGCUUCCACCACGGGGCAGCAGUCACUCAUGCACUACCUUCAGCAACAAGCUGCAACCUCGCCGCAAACCCAACAGGUUAACAACAACCAGUUCCUGCAGCAGCAGCUCCGCCAGUUGAUGCAGCCAUCUCGGAUCCAACAGCGGCACGUCCAGCCAUCCCCGUUGUCAUCCCAGGUGCGGCAGGGCUCUGGUUACACCCUCGAUAAUAAAGCAAAGGAUCUCUGGAGGCGAAUUCACUCCUGGAAUCUUGCUGGCAAGCAAAGGAUUUGA
Molecule: messenger RNA, 2076 nt
Organism: Notechis scutatus (mainland tiger snake)
Lineage: Eukaryota; Metazoa; Chordata; Lepidosauria; Squamata; Elapidae
Source: RefSeq, a predicted model, not a curated record